UGCUUGUUUGUUGAUUACGUUACGUUGUUUACAAAUUCGGUUCAUACGUUUUGUAAGCGCUUUUUAACAUCAUUUUAGAUAAAAUAUGCAAAUUACUUGCAAAAAAUAAAAAUACAAUAGAUGUGACUUGACUUGAAGAAGAGUAGCAUAAAGUUUCUAUUUCAUAACCUUACAAAAACAAAUCGUGUAAGCCUGCAAUUUUUCAAUAAUGGAAGACUCUCAAGACUCGAACUUGAAAGAGAAACAUGACACGGAGUUCGACGCGUUCACUGAUGGCAAGACUGUGCAAAGGAGGUACCGGCUAAGAGAGCCAAAACCAGUGAAGAAAGAAAUCGUAGAGGAGAUACCAACAAAAGUAAGCCGCAAAAAAGAACUUAAAUAUGAUUCUGACGCACAAACAUAUGAAUGCCAAAAGUGUAUGAAAAAUUUUGACACAAAAACUGGCCUUUUGAACCACAUCCGAAUGCACGAUGCCGUUAAAAAGUUCACAUGCGCUCUCUGCAAUGAAGAAUUUGCUACGAACGAAAAAUUAAUCAAACACAAAGUUGUCCAUAAGGACGAAGAUAGGACUUUCUUUUGCAAGAAUUGCAAAUUGGCCUUUACUGACCAUUGCGACUUCUUGAUCCACGAUUUAACUCACACAAACAAGAAAAUGUACAAGUGUGUUGAAUGCUCUUUGUAUUACAAACAGCAUUACAUGAAACUGCACAUCGAGACACAUUUCGAUAAGAAAUUACAAUGUAAUAAGUGUAAUAAGUAUUUUCAAACGCCAACCACUUUUAAAGUGCAUAUGAAAACUCAUGAUAAAUCCACUCAUCUAGAGUGUGUAGAGUGUGGUAAGUCGGUAAUUGACAAAAAAAGUAUGGAUUACCACAUGAUAUCGCACACCGGAGUGAAACCGUACCAAUGUUUGUACUGCGGUGUUGGUUUUGCAACUACUCAACAGAGAACUGUCCACACGAGAAAACACACAAACGAGCGGCCUUACCAGUGCGAUAUAUGUGAUCGUAAAUUUAAGCAGACGUCCGAUCUGAAAUAUCAUAUGAUAACGCAUGACACGGAGAAAAAAUUUGAAUGUGAGGAAUGCGGAAAAAAGUAUUUCCAUGCACAAGGGCUUCGUUAUCAUAUGAAAAGUCACACGAAAGAGGAUUUGUUUGAUUGUCCUCAAUGCGAUGUGAAGUGUCCGUCGCGUCAAGCCCUGAGAACUCAUUUGGUUUAUAAACACAUGGAUUCGAAGGACUUUAAGUGUGAUUACUGCAAUCUUUCGUACAAAACUAUUACAGCAAUCAGAAGACAUUAUAAAUCGAAGACACAUCAAAGGGCUGUGUAUGGUAAAUGUAAAGAUGAAACAGAAGAAUAGAUGAAAAGUGGCCUGAGGUCAAUAUUUUUGUACAUGAACUGUCUAAGACGUGCCACAGAAAUG
Ostrinia furnacalis (Asian corn borer) is the source of this 1423-nucleotide messenger RNA. Its product is annotated as gastrula zinc finger protein XlCGF8.2DB-like. Gene Ontology annotation, molecular function: RNA polymerase II cis-regulatory region sequence-specific DNA binding; zinc ion binding; DNA-binding transcription factor activity. Gene Ontology annotation, biological process: regulation of transcription by RNA polymerase II. The record is from RefSeq and is a predicted model, not a curated record. Bases 209 to 1360 code for a protein of 383 amino acids. NCBI's taxonomy places the organism in Eukaryota, Metazoa, Arthropoda, Insecta, Lepidoptera, Crambidae. The transcript is spliced from 3 exons.